AUGGAUGUGGCCAACAACACUACCUCCCCAGAGCGCUCCCCCGAGGGGGCAGGCGGCCCCGGCCUCGCCGAGGUGACCCUGGGCUACCAGCUGCUCACCUCCCUGCUCCUGGGCACGCUCAUCCUGUGCGCCGUGAGCGGCAACGCCUGCGUGAUCGCGGCCAUCGCCCUGGAGCGCUCCCUGCAAACCGUAGCCAACUAUCUCAUCGGCUCGCUGGCCGUCACCGACCUCAUGGUGUCCGUGCUGGUCCUGCCCAUGGCGGCCCUCUACCAGGUGCUGAACAAGUGGACGCUGGGACAAGUCACCUGCGACAUCUUCAUCUCGCUGGACGUGCUGUGCUGCACCUCUUCCAUCCUGCACCUGUGCGCCAUCGCCUUGGACAGGUACUGGGCCAUCACGGACCCCAUCGACUAUGUCAACAAGAGGACUCCCCGGCGGGCCGCCGUGCUUAUCAGCCUGACCUGGCUCAUCGGCUUCUUGAUAUCCAUCCCGCCCAUGCUGGGCUGGAGGACGCCCGAGGACCGCUCGGACCCCGACGCCUGCACCAUCAGCAAGGACCACGGGUACACCAUCUACUCCACCUUCGGCGCCUUCUACAUCCCGCUCCUCCUCAUGCUGGUGCUCUACGGCCGCAUCUUCAAGGCGGCCCGCUUCAGGAUCCGCAAGACCGUCAAGAAAGCGGAGAAGAAGAAAAUUGCCGACACCUGCCUCACCCUCUCCCCGGCCGCCCUGCAGAAGAAAAGCAACGGGGAGCCCGGCAAGGGCUGGCGGCGGACUGUGGAGCCCAAGCCCGCUGCCUGUGUCAACGGCGCGGUGCGGCAGGGCGAGGACGGGGCCGCCCUGGAGAUCAUCGAGGUCCAGCGCUGCAACAGCUCCUCCAAGACUCACCUGCCGCUGCCCAGCGAGGCGUGCGGCUCCCCGCCGCCCCCCUCCUUCGAGAGGCGCAACGAGAAGAACACGGAAGCCAAGCGGAGGAUGGCUCUGUCCCGGGAGAGGAAGACUGUCAAGACCCUGGGCAUCAUUAUGGGCACCUUCAUCCUCUGCUGGCUACCGUUCUUCAUCGUGGCGCUGGUCCUGCCCUUUUGUGACAGUAAGUGCUACAUGCCCGAGUGGCUGGGGGCAGUCAUCAACUGGCUUGGCUACUCCAACUCCCUCCUCAACCCCAUCAUCUAUGCCUAUUUCAACAAAGACUUCCAAAGUGCUUUUAAGAAAAUUAUCAAGUGCAAAUUUUGCAGGCAGUGA
This is a messenger RNA of Gymnogyps californianus (California condor), 1242 nucleotides long. RefSeq names its product 5-hydroxytryptamine receptor 1A (gene HTR1A). Gene Ontology annotation, biological process: adenylate cyclase-activating adrenergic receptor signaling pathway; regulation of vasoconstriction; regulation of hormone secretion. Lineage: Eukaryota; Metazoa; Chordata; Aves; Accipitriformes; Cathartidae. Gene Ontology annotation, cellular component: plasma membrane. The coding region runs from base 1 to 1242 and encodes 413 amino acids. The transcript has a single exon. The record is from RefSeq and is a predicted model, not a curated record. Gene Ontology annotation, molecular function: G protein-coupled serotonin receptor activity.